AUGCCUGAAACAGGAGUACCAACAUAUCGUGUAUAUGGUAUUCGAUGGAUUCAAUUAAUAGUUUAUGUCUUAGCAACAUUUGCUAAUGCAAUGUGUAGUAUGACAUUCUCACCAAUUGAAUCUGAAGCAUCAAAAUUUUAUUCAAUAUCAACAGCAGAAGUAAAUACAUUAACUAUAAUAUUUUUAUUUCUUUAUGUUAAUUGGUACAAUAUUAUCCAUAUGGUUAUCACAAAUAUUUUCAAUGCGUAUAAUAAUGAUUAUUGGAUCUAUAUUAAAUUUAGGUCCAUAGGAGCACCAUUCUUUUUAAAUUCAACAGCAUUAUUUGCUGCACGUUGGUUUCCACCUUCUCAAUGUGAUAUAGUAACAGCUAUUUGUUCAAUGGCUUAUCCAUUAGGUUUAGCAAUUGGUUCAUUAGUUCCAUCAUUUAUUGUCAAUGAUCCACCAACAUCAAAAGAAUUUUUUAUUCUUUUAAUAAGUGAAGCUGGUUUUACUGUAUUAACAGUAUUUUUAUUAAUAAUUAUAUUUCGAUCUGGUCCACCAACACCUCCAUCACCAUCUGAAGAAUAUUAUCAAACAAUAAAUUUAAAAGAAGAUUUAAUUAAUUUAUUAACAAAUCGUCAUUAUUUAAUACUUUUAAUGGGUUUUGGUCUUGGUUUAGCUUUAUUCAAUACUAUAACAACAUUAUUAUAUCAAUUAAUUUAA
This is a messenger RNA of Rotaria sordida, 702 nucleotides long. NCBI's taxonomy places the organism in Eukaryota, Metazoa, Rotifera, Eurotatoria, Philodinida, Philodinidae. The record is from the annotation of a GenBank genome assembly.